Messenger RNA from Owenia fusiformis, 1989 nucleotides. The record is from the annotation of a GenBank genome assembly. Lineage: Eukaryota; Metazoa; Annelida; Polychaeta; Sabellida; Oweniidae.
ACCAUUAUUCAAAUAUAAUCCUGAUAAAAUACUUAGCUAAAAUAUAAAAGCUAAUAUAGUAUCAACUAAGUUUGAGUGAGAGAGUCAUCUGGGAAUCGGUGCUGAUGCAGAAGGUUUGAAAUGUUCAGAACUAUCGGUGGGGAUGUGAGGCAUUUUAAAACAGACCAUUCUUAAUAUCAAUAAAGUAGCCCAAAGAUAAAUGUACCUGAACAGACAAAAAGGAUGAUACAAUGUAAAAAGGACAAUUGAAUACCUUCAAGAGAACAAUGUAAAAUUUAUUUGUAAGAAGACAAGUAAAAUUGACAAAAAAUACUAAAAUUGACAAAAAAUUAGUCUUAAUAAUCAAAAUGAUGAAAUUAAUAAUACUAUUUAUUACAAUUGCACAAUGUGUCUGCAUUGUGAAUUGUAACUGGAACCAUAAUUUGAGGAGACUACAUAAUGAUUUGAUGGCGAACUACAGUGUGACGAACAGACCACACAAUAAAACAGAUGUGGUAUCAAGCUUUGCUAUCAAUCAACUUUUGGAGAUGGAUGAACGCAAGCAGACAUUACUCAUAACAGUUUGGUUUCGUUUCUAUUGGAAUGACAAUCGUUUAACCUGGGAUCCUGAUGACUAUGGAGGUAUGACUGAGUCCUACUUUUCUGUUGAUGAAAUAUGGUUGCCAGAUAUCACAUUGUAUAAUAAUGCAAAUGAUAAACCUUCAUCCAUUAAACAAUACAGUGAGGAUAUUUAUGUUAGGGCUGACCACACUGGUGACAUACGAUGGUUAACUCCUGGCAUCAUAAUGACAUCAUGUAAAAUAGACAUGACGUCAUUCCCUUUCGAUACUCAGCGCUGCCCAAUACAGUUUGGAUCAUGGAUACUUACUGGAAACCAACUUGAUCUCUUUACCCGAGAGGACCAUGGAGAUUAUGAGCCAUUUUUACAACAUGGAGAAUGGGACCUUUUAGAAUUUCCAGCUAAGAAAAAUGUAAUGUAUUAUAAGUGUUGCCCUGAUCCCUAUGUUGACCUGACCUAUACAAUGGUGUUGAAACACAAACCAUUGUUUUAUAUUUACAACUUGAUUAUCCCAUGUGGAUUGCUCCUGAUUGUGAGCAUCAUGGGAUUCCUAAUGCCAAUAGCAUCAGGAGCAAGAGCACCUCUGUCUAUCAUGGUACUCUUGUCAAUGACAGUACUCCAGUUGAACGUUUCAUCCACUAUACCCCAACAAAGUGAUAAUACACCACUUAUAAGUCAGUACAUCGGCUACAUCCUCCUCAUUAUGUCCCUCAAUGUGAUUCUCACCAUAGGGAGCCUCAAUAUCCACUACAGGGGUCACUAUGGCAACAGAAUGUCAGACAUGACAAGGAAAGUAAUGCUUGGAGUAUUGGGACGGUUAGUUUGCAAGACAAAACCAAAAUCAAAAGCAGACAGGAAACAUGGUAUCCAUAAUGCAGUUACAAAUGAUGAACCAAUGAAAAAUGAAGAAACUAUGGAAAAUUUUAGAAAUCAUGUUGGUUGUGGUAACCAAAAUCCAUCUCCUGUGAAUAUAGAUGAUACUGAUGAGGGAACAACCCCUGAAAAACAACAAUUUGUACUUUCUAAUAUCUAUAAACUAUUAAGUGUUGUUCACCAAAGCAAGGUUGAGAAAAUGAACAAACAAGAAGAUCAAAGAAAAACCAGAGAAAAGUGGAUGAUGGUUGCUAUGGUAACUGAUCGUUUAUUUGCAAUCUUUUUCUUUUUUAUUUCUAUUGUUACAUUUCUUUCUAUAUUUCUCCAGUUAAUUUGAGCUUAAGGAGGCAUUGUUGAUUUUGUUUGAAGGGUGUUAAUUUGUUGAUUGUCCAGCAAAAUUAAUAUUUUGUUGAGUGGUAACAAUUCAUUUAAUUUCAUGGACAGAUUGAAGCAUAAACUGACAGAUCGUUCUAUCAAGACAUUCUUAACUGUUAUGAUUGUUUUCCAAAGCAGUUUAAGAGUUGUUUGUCAUGCACAAAUGUAGUUUAUAUCAAAAA